Funneliformis caledonium is the source of this 1149-nucleotide messenger RNA. The record is from the annotation of a GenBank genome assembly. Lineage: Eukaryota; Fungi; Glomeromycota; Glomeromycetes; Glomerales; Glomeraceae.
AUGGAUGAUGUCAACUUAUCAGACUUUGUUCCCGUCAUCAGGCAAAUACUUUAUGAUUCAAAUCUUGAUUCAAUUACUGCUAGGGAAGUACGACGGGAGCUGGAAAAGAAGUAUGAUUUAGAUCUUACACCUCGCAAGCAAGAAGUACAACGUCUCGUUGAACAGUGUUUUGAUGAUUUAAGUAAUUCUGAUGAAAUAUAUGAACCAGUAGAAUUCAAAUCGCCUAAAAAACAAAAGAAACAUAGCAAUCAUUCUGAAGAAAAAACGAAAAAAUCAUCUGAUAAAUCUUCAAGGAAAAUUCUUAAAACUAAAGGUAGGCCUUCUAAAACGCAAGUUAAAACUCAAGAAUCCGAUUAUUAUUCGUCCCUGGAGGACGAUUUCCCACCACAAAAAAAGAGACGUGGUCGGAAACCAAAAGUUUCUUCGAAAGUAGAAUCAUCUGAUGCUGAAUACGAAAAGAGAUUUGAGGAAGAAUUGAAUGGAGCGAAUGUGAAAAAAUCAAAAGCAAGAAAUAGUGGUUCCACCACUAAAAAGAAAUCGAGUAAACGAAAAAAGAGGGACGAGGAAGAACAGGACGGUGAAGAACCAAAGAAAAGAAAAAAAGGCAAUACCGGAAUCCAUAAGCCUUUGAUAUUAAGUCAGGUUUUGGCAGAAUUUUUACAAGCUGAGGAGAUGUCACGACUUGAAGUAGUUAAACGUCUUUGGGCAUAUAUCAAGGAAAAUGAGCUCCAGGAUCCCUCUGAUAAGCGAUUUAUCGUUUGUGAUGAUAGAUUAAUGACCAUAUUUAACCAGGAUAGAAUCCAUAGUUUUACAAUGAAUAAAUUUUUGACAGUUCACCUAAAAAAGAAAGAAAUAUCAUCCGAUGGAAAUGUUAAAAAUAUCAAUGGAACAUCUAAAAAUUAUCGUAAAAAUGAAACUUCGAGUAGUGUAAGUGGAUAUAAUGACGAUGACGAUGAUGAUCAAGUUAAAAUAGAACCCCAGGAUUAUGUUAAGGUUAAAACGGAAUCCAAGGAGGAUUAUGUGAAGGUAAAAACGGAACCCAAGGAGGAUUAUGUUAAGGUUAAAAUGGAACCUCAGGAGUAUGAUGUUAAGGUGAAAAUGGAACCUCAGGAGUAUGAUGUUAAGAUGUUUUUCUCAGAUAAUAGUUAA